AGACGACUGUGAACGGCCGGCCCCGACCAGACGACUGUGAACGGCCGGCCCCGACCAGACGACUGUGAACGGCCGGCCCCGACCAGACGACUGUGAACGGCCGGCCCCGACCAGACGACUGUGAACGGCCGGCCCCGACCAGACGACUGUGAACGGCCGGCCCCGACCAGACGACUGUGAACGGCCGGCCCCGACCAGACGACUGUGAACGGCCGGCCCCGACCAGACGACUGUGAACGGCCGGCCCCGACCAGACGACUGUGAACGGCCGGCCCCGACCAGACGACUGUGAACGGCCUUAGCAGCUGUCUUGCCCUCUGUCUGUUUACACUAGCAGGGCCUCAGUUGCAAAUAUUGAGGUUAUGUUUUUCCCACUUGCUGUAUAUGAAACCACAAAUAUUAGUUGGUUUACACACCCAGUCUUCCCAAGUCUUGAAGGCUGUGUCAGUAGUUUUGUCAUUUCUGAUAAUUUAAGGACCUACAUUUAGCUGGGGCAAAAACAACAUUAAAUCCGGUUCAGCUAAUCAAUUCUCUUUGCAUCUCAAAUUGCUGACCGUUGAGCUCAGUUGUACUUUUAUGCACCAUUAUUGAGUUAGUUAGGCCUACUAUGUCUUUCCAGGAGGGGAAUUUCUUUCAGCAAUGAGCUAUGAUGUUGCCCUCAACCUUUCUUCAAGCAUUUCUUGGAAUAAUUGUCAUGGAAUUUUUUCCCCCCCAAAAAGUUUCUGAAGACCUGAUUUCAUAAAGUCUUUGUGUUCCGUGGACACCAGUACCCCAUGAGUUGACGACACCUGGUCCCUUAUCCACUGAAGCUUCUCAGAGUAGGAGUGCAGAUCUAGGGUCUGACCACACAAUCUUACUCAUUAUGAACUAAAAAGGCAAAACGGGAUCCUAGAACAGCACUCCUACUCAGAGAAGCUUUUAUGGAUACAUACGGGUCCUGAUUUAGGAUCCAUUUUAGCCUUUUUGUUUUAAUGAUUAUAAUUAUAUGGAUGAGGGGGGAGACCUGAUCCUGGAUCAGUAAUCUUGCUUUGUGAAUAUGUCCCUGAAGUCGUUUCAAGGCUUGCUCUGAUUAAGCAGCAUGAUCAUUACACAGGUGCACCUUGUGCUGGGGGUAAUAUUAGACCACUAAAAUGUGCAGUUUUUUCACACAACGCCACGAAUGUCUCAAGUUGAGGGAGCAUGACUAAAGGAAUGUCCAGGCUCUUACCAACCGAGUCACACAGGACCAUAUUAUAGUGAUUAGGAAGCAGGGUACUGUGGUGUAAUGAUUCAUGUUCUACCUCUCUUCUCUUUUCCCAUCUCUUCGCAGGUGGGCUUGAACCAGCAGCUGGCCUGAACCUGUUAACUGGCAACCAGGAGCAGGGACACCAAUCCAGCCUCCUGAUUGGCUGUGACAAAUAGGCUGUGGGGAGGAGGGGGAAACUAACAAUCAACUGAUUUUGAUUUGCUCCCUUUUUUUUUUUUUUUUUUUUGAGGACUCAGCAGGAGGACUCAGCAGGAGGACUCAGCAGGAGGACUCAGCAGGAGGACUUUGGCUCUGUGUUCUAACUUCCCAGACGAGCAUGGGGCAGAGCAUCCCUGGAGGCAUAAAGACUAUUGACAUGAGAGACCCGGCGUUCAGGCCUCUGAAGCUGGAGUUGGCAGCCCUGGACCACGCCAAGCCCUCCAGGCUGGAUCUGCUGCUGGACAUGCCCCCUGCUGGACAGGAGGUCCAGAUGCAGCACUCGUGGAACAACAACGACCGAUCGCUCAACAUCUUCGUCAAGGACGACAACAAACUGGUCUUUCAUCGGCACCCCGUGGCUCAGAGCACGGACGCCAUCCGGGCCUGUAUCGGCUACACCCGGGGGCUCCACGUCUGGGAGAUCAGCUGGGCCAUGAGACAGCGGGGAACGCACGCCAUUGUCGGCGUGGCGACAGGAGACGCGCCGUUACAUUCUGUAGGCUACACGACCCUGGUGGGUAAUAACCAUGAGUCCUGGGGCUGGGACCUGGGACGUAAUAAACUGCACCACGAUGGGAAGAACCAGCCCAGUAAGACGUACCCAGCGUUCCUGGAACCAGAUGACACGUUUCUAGUCCCCGACUCAUUCCUGGUAGUGUUGGACAUGGACGAGGGGACUCUGAGCUAUAUAGUGGACGGACAAUACCUUGGGGUGGCUUUCAGAGGACUCAAGGGGAGGAAACUGUACCCUGUCGUCAGUGCUGUGUGGGGGCACUGUGAAAUACGAAUCCGCUACAUCAAUGGACUAGAUCCUGAGCCUCUCCCUCUGCUGGAGCUGUGUCGGCGCUCUGUGAGGGUAGCUUUAGGCAGAGAACGACUAAGUGAGAUCCAUGGUCUGCCUCUACCGGCCUCUCUCAAGAAUUACCUUCUCUACCAAUGACCUCGGGACCCUCAGCACAACAGAACAUGCCUCCGAUCCGUCGGCUGCCCCUGCCGGCCUCAAUAAAGAACUACCAAGGGGCUGCCCUGUGCCCUCUCAUAAUAUACACUGAGUGUCACUGUCAGCCUCUGUCCAUAGGGCUGUCCCUAAUCAACUACUACCAAUUACAACUCAAGGGACGGUCCUGUCCCCUCACUAGGGACUGCCUUGUCCCUUCACAACCCUCAUGUUGUACACUGAGCACAGGCUCAGAACCACAGCCCACCUCUACUGGCCUCGAUCAAGAACUACCAAUGACCAAUGGAGGGACUGGGUCUGGGACUCACUCACAACAUCUCUCUCCCCUGACUGCCCCGUCUGUGCCCACCAAUAGAUACACAGAGCACGCCUCACCCUCGCUCACCGUCUUUGGGAUUGUUCCCACUGAGGGUAAACGAACCAGUUUAACAACCCAACAUAACUCCAGCUUCUGUGUUUCAUCUCCAUGACUACUCCUCUCAACCCAGCCCUCAGGGCUCAUUUCUACUAAUCACAUUACACCACAGAGUGAGAAGAACACUGAUGCUUGGCGUGUUCAAGAAGCUAUAGAGACAGUGGUUGGUGUUGGGUCAGUUUUUAAUAUAUAUAUUUUAUUUUUUAAAUAAUCGGCGCAUACAAUGAACACCCGCCAACUGCGGGAAGAUUUCGGUUUUGGCUCCACAGUGCCAGCGUUACAUUCACCAAUAAAAUAAAUAGUCUGAAGAAGAAUUCUGCAGUAGCUGUUCAAAGUAUUUCUGUUUUGUUUUGUAGCUGCUAAUUACACUAAUCCUAUAUCCCACCUGGUGCAGCAACACAGCCUGACAGGGGAGCUGAGCUGACAUUCUAUAUCCCACCUGGAGCAGCAACACAGCCUGACAGGGGAGCUGAGCUGACAUCCUAUAUCCCACCUGGUGCAGCAACACAGCCUGACAGGGGAGCUGAGCUGACAUUCUAUAUCCCACCUGGUGCAGCAACACAGCCUGACAGGGGAGCUGAGCUCACAUUCUAUAUCCCAC
Oncorhynchus tshawytscha (Chinook salmon) is the source of this 3418-nucleotide messenger RNA. RefSeq names its product splA/ryanodine receptor domain and SOCS box containing 1 (gene spsb1). Gene Ontology annotation, cellular component: SCF ubiquitin ligase complex. Lineage: Eukaryota; Metazoa; Chordata; Actinopteri; Salmoniformes; Salmonidae. The transcript has 2 exons. Gene Ontology annotation, molecular function: protein binding. Gene Ontology annotation, biological process: proteasome-mediated ubiquitin-dependent protein catabolic process. The record is from RefSeq and is a predicted model, not a curated record. Bases 1563 to 2384 code for a protein of 273 amino acids.